AUGAAGAGGGAAAGAAGAGAAGAACAAGAAGAACAAGAUUCAAGACUUACAAAUUCAAGGGACUUUCAAACUCCUUUUGCUUGUCAAUCUGAUUUUUUUGCUUCUUGGGUGUUGCCUGAAAACAUACGAACAAAGUUUGACAUCCUAGAUUCUCAUGACAUUGAGUACUAUCAAUGGGUGUCCGACGUGGAAAUCACGUUCGUUAGAUUUCAAUUUACUGCCGCUAUCAAACCUUCAAAGGAUGAUCAGGAGGAAGCGUCCGAAUAUGUAAAAGCCCAGGCCCUGAUGUAUCUCAGGCGCCAUAUGGACAAGGUGCUUAACAAACAGUGUCUAAAAUACAUAGAUCGAAAAUUUCUUUUGGGUAAUCUCAAGGAACGGUUUAACAAUGUGCAUGAUGCACGACAACCCAUUCUUGUGGCAGAAUGGAGAUCUAUACGUCUACUGGAUUUUGGCAAGGUUCAUGAUUACCAUCAGGCAAUGUUAAACCUCCAAACAGACUUGGGCGUAUGCGACAAGGAGAUGACAGAUGCUGACAUGAUCAAGAAAACCCUCGAAACUUUCCCAGAAUCUGCAAGUGAAAUAACUCACCAAUAUCGCCUUGAUUACGAGGCCAAAAAAAUUAAGAGUUUUGCAAAUUUGAUGAACCUUCUCAAGAAGAAGGAAUGUCACCAUGAGAUCAUUCUCACAAUCUAA
Messenger RNA from Argentina anserina (silverweed cinquefoil), 693 nucleotides. RefSeq lists its product as uncharacterized. The coding region runs from base 1 to 693 and encodes 230 amino acids. The transcript has 3 exons. The record is from RefSeq and is a predicted model, not a curated record. Lineage: Eukaryota; Viridiplantae; Streptophyta; Magnoliopsida; Rosales; Rosaceae.